AUGGCAUCAUGUUUGGCGCAGUAUCGAACUGACGAUAAAAAGUUCAAACGAAUUAAAGAAACUGACUCUGAUGACUCGCGCAGAAAAACAGCGCAGUAUAUAAUUGAUAACUGGAAAGCUAAAGAAGGCAAUCGAGAUAUGGCCAAGCUGGGACACGCAAUGUCGACUGGUAUGGUCAAGCUGGAACACGCAAGGUCGACUGGUUAUGAACGCAAGGUUCGUUCCUACCUUGAUUUGCCUUCGGUGGCUAGCUGGGACACGCAAGGUCGACCGGUCGUGAACGCAAAAAUGACGAGAUUAUCCAAAAACAUUGCUGAACGUAAUGCCCUUGUGGAAGAACAGUGUAACGAAAUUCUAAAAAAUUCGUUAGUACGAGAUCAAGUCGUACGAACUACACUUGAAGAACAUAUAACAAGGAAACGGCCAGCUGAGGAAGCCUCCCCCAUUGUCACUUCUCCUCCCAAUCUUCGACAAUGUGAGCCACGAACUCCUGAGGAUCCGGAAAAUAAGGUUGCGGAGGUUGUAGACGAUGAAGAACCUCCGAUUGAAUGGGAAUUUGAUACACCACGACCAAGUUGGCUGAACAAAGUAAUAGAGGAACAUCGCUUACUAAUUUCAAAGGAUGAUCCAAAAACUAUAUAUGAAUCGUCAUUAAAAUCAAUUUGGUGGAAGAUCGUAGACUCAUCAGAUCCAAAAAUUGUAGAUUUUCUGUCAGAAUCAGAUCUAUCAGAUCUGAACGCGGUUUUUUUAUCUGCUUUAAAAAAUUGGACCGUGUUAGAACCUUCGGCAGAGAAAUGUUUAAAGUCUCUUGCAAAGCUUGACAGCUAUCAGCUUCGUAUUAUUGGAGAAACCGUAAGACCGAAGGGAACACACGGAGCCAUUAUUAGACUCCAAGAAAUGUUGAAAAACAUUAGGGAUCCAGUUACCCCAGUUACUUUAGAAGCUGACGAUCUAUUUUAUGAUGGAUAUGUUGACGAAGAUGAUAAAAUUUUUCACGAGGAGACCCCACUGCUUGAUCUUAAGGAUCAUCUGGACCCAGAUGUUGCGUAUAUUUUUGACUUGGUUCGAUAUACGUGUGAAAUGAUUGCGAAAGGAAUCCCCGAUAGACAAAACUCGGAGCGGGACAUCGAUAUCUUUAUCAAAAGUCACAUUUUUUCAUGUUUCGAUGACAUUUUGGACAGUCAUUUCGGUGAGGUGGUAUCAAGAGCUUCACGGAAUCGUCGAGCAAAUGCAAUAGAUGCUCCGGAUAAUGCAGAAGGCUACCAUCUAGACUGGAUGUUCACGAAACAUGAUUUAGGAAAAGAUUUAUCUUGGGGUCGUGAAUUCUCAGUUUGUGAGCAUACUGGUUCCAAAAUUGAGAACAAGCGAAAGAUUAUUUCAAAUAACUUAAAAGCACAGAAGACCUUGAGAGACAUGCAUCGAUCUCUAAUUGAAGCGAUAUCUGCUGAAGGUGGAGGAAUGCUCUCAAAGCCAGUUCUGCAGGCUAGCACAAAGAUUCUCAUGCCCGGAUACCUCAUAAUGUCAGAAAACCAAGCGUAUGAAUAUUUUAAUCGUAGGCACUCUGAGUGGAACAUCCUGGGAUUUUUAAACUAUUGUGAUGUGGAGCCAUUCGGUAUCAAGAUAGACUAUUAUUUAAAAUGCCUAGAGACAAUGGUUAAUCGUGAACAAGGUGACUUAUUAGGUUGCCUGAUAUUCAGAUGGGAUGGAAAAUACAGUAGGAUAGUGAAUAAGAGUAUUAUUAACUUCCUGAAUCUUCAAUGCCAGGAUCCUCGACCUGAUCGUAUAAUGGCUAGACAAUGGGAACAAGAGCGCUCACGAAAGCAAAUUCAUGUUCAUCAACCGACAUAUACGGAAAUUUCGAACACUGGAACGAUCUAUGGAGGGACAAUCAACACCAAAACUUUCGGUGCGAAUACAAAUAUACUCAGAGAAGAACAAGGAGAGGACAAUUGUGGGGGUCAAACUCAAAGACGGGCAAAAAAGAGAAUAUCAUAUUUUGAAUCAGAAACCGAUGACGAAGAAUUUGAGGAAGAGUAUGGCUGGGAAGUUAAGCUAUUGAAAUGGCAACAACACAGCCUUAAUCAAUUAGAUCAUGGAAUUCAGCACCCAUCAAAGCGGAACAUACACUGUAUUCUUGUUGCUUCUUCAAUCUUUUAUUUUAAAAAAGAAAACGAGCAGGUAUAUAAUGGCUUCCUAACAGCAGAUGAGAUUGCCGAUAUUCAAUCACGCGUAAUCUCAGAGUUCAAGAUGAUAGAAAUUCCAAAUGGAGUAAAGGAGUUUGUGCGAGAAAAUAAAAAGGAUUAUCAACAAGAUAGUCUGGAAGAGAUUGAAAGAUUUCUAAAGCAAUAUGUCGGGAACCAAUUCAGGGAUAGGCUACUAAACAGAGCAUUUUUUAGACUUUUGGAAGAAUGUGUACUGAUUGAUGUGGCAUCUAAUGCAUCUAAAUUACGUCGAGGCCAUCGUGGUCGAAUACCAGAUUACAAGCUGAAUAAUAAAAAUGGAACUCGUUCAGCUGUAUUUGGUGAAGUAACCAGCCCAAAACGUCAAAAUGAAGAACCUAAAGUUUACUGGGACAUCUACCGUGGUGCUAUACAUGCGAAAGAUGCCAUAGAUUAUGAUAUUAAUCAGCAAAACAUACAACCAGAUGAGGCGAAACGAAUCAUAAUAUUUAUUAAUGGCUUUAAAAUGACAGUGUGUGUUAUGAAAUUACAUUCUUCCGGAAUAUAUCUAUUGGUUGAAGUGGCGUCAUGUACUAUUCCGAAAACUGCUAGAGAUCUAGAGCAAAUUAUGAUCCUUUACCAAAUUUUAAUGAGUAUUCGGGAUGUUGCGGUAGAUGUGUUGGGCGAGAGAUCCUGUUCUACACCACUUCAAGCAAAUUAUAAAGAUUGGCUACGUCCAACUGCUAGUACACCCACCACACUUAAAACUGAUUGA
This is a messenger RNA of Ambispora gerdemannii, 2934 nucleotides long. The record is from the annotation of a GenBank genome assembly. Lineage: Eukaryota; Fungi; Glomeromycota; Glomeromycetes; Archaeosporales; Ambisporaceae.